Messenger RNA from Aphanomyces astaci, 2047 nucleotides. RefSeq lists its product as hypothetical. The record is from RefSeq and is a predicted model, not a curated record. Bases 1 to 2031 code for a protein of 676 amino acids. The transcript has a single exon. NCBI's taxonomy places the organism in Eukaryota, Oomycota, Saprolegniomycetes, Saprolegniales, Verrucalvaceae.
AUGACGGCGCCGACGUCGAACUUUGGCUGGCCUGUGGACACUGCUGACCUCCAUGACACCAACAAGACACAUGACGCCGAGGACAUGGCAGACAACUAUUCGGAUUCUGACGCAUCUCCAUUCAACGACAUGACCUUUGACGAAGCCGAGGCCGACAGCGAAUAUGCCCCGUCGUCCUCGUCCAACGAUGGCCACAGCGACGACGACGACGACGAUAUCGAUACAGACGAGGAUGCAUCCCUUGUUCCUGACGAUGAGAUUGACUCGAGGUUGUGGUCGAGUUCGAAGGAGAAACAACAAUGGGCAGUCAAGUACGAGCGGACGAAUGCAGCGUGGCAGCGCAAGUACGGGUGUCGCAUCGACUCGGAAGCCCGCCCGGAAGUCAGCGCCAAGCUCCGCCGCGAACGAUGGUGGCGACGGGUGCAGCAGGUGUUUGUCGUCUUGACGGUUGCAGCGUAUUUCGGUCAUUGGUGGGCGAUUUGGAACGACUACGACGUGGCGCGCACAGUGGCGCCGUUCCGACUUCUCGAGUGGUGGCAAGGAUCACCUGCACCGACCCCAGUUUCUCCCGACCUUGGAACUACUGACGACGAUCGAGUUGCUGACGUUGCAGAGCUACUGCUUGCAGACUUGGCGGCAGCAAGCGAUGAGGUUCAAGGACCGACCGACAACCGCGUGGAUGGACAAAGCAACGCCACCCAUGCCGAGGACGCACCAGACGAUAGCUCCAAUGCUACCCACGCGGCAGAAGUGUCAGAGGUGGUCGAAGCGGACCAUGAGUUGCACCCUCCAGAAUCCCCACCACGAGAUGUCGACGAAGAACAUUCCGAGAACGUUCUUCAAUCCGACGAUGCCCCGAUGACGCCGGUGGAAUCCAAUGAAACGGCGGCCGGGGAAAGUUCCUUGGCGGAGGAGGACAGUGAUCGUCCGUCAAAGCCCGACGUCGUUCAAGUUGAACUUUCAAAUGGAGUCAUGAAGACAACGAUGGAACGCGACCAUGAUGACGUGGCAGGGCCACACGACUUGCCCACAUCCAGCGACAACGUCCCAAUGAUCGCCGCCAGUUCUCAACCUGUCCAAGGGGAGUGGACAUUUGGAAACAACCACCACAAGGAACCAUCCGACAACACAAACUCUACUACUACGGAAGACACUAGCGGCCAUAAACUCACAGAAACUUGCGCUGCCGCGUGGGGGCCAGACAUUUGUGCGACACCGUUUAUUUCUUCGGAUCAAGAUUUGACCUGUCCCUACAAGUCAAGGGGGGGCUCCACUGCUCAAGAGACUUCCCUUCCGCCCGCCAUGGCCGUCGACGUGCUGCCAGAUGAAAACACAGCUGCGCUGCAGAAGAGCGACGACCUAGUCCAAGUUAGUGAUUCGCCCGUGUCGUCGUCCACCUUGACAAGUUCCGACGCCCAAUCGUCGGCUGAGCCCACGUCGACGUCCUCAGGUCGUCCUCCUUCGUUGGCACAUGACGAUGGCGGCAUGGUCCAAGUCCAGUUGGCCGUGAACCAAUGCACAAUCCACGCCAAGGCGUUGGUUCCGCACACACACGAGACGGACGCGGCGGCCGCUGCGCGCGCCGCCUGCGACGAGGCCGUGCAGCUUGCCGGGGACAAUGGGGCUUGGCGAGAGCGAGCGCUGACCGGGCGCGGCGACCUCAAGAGUUUGCUGCGCGACUUGACCGGUGCCCUCGACGAUUACGAGGCCGCGAUGCUCGUCCGCGCUUCGACGAAGCAUCAUGAUGUGAUUGCCCUCAAGUGGCGGUCGGUUCAGUGGAUGGACUGGUACGUCAAAGGCGCGAUGGCCGCGCUGGCCGCCGACUGCCGCGACGUGGUCGCCCGAGAUGGUGGUGAUGGGAAUGAUAUUUUGCGGGCUGUGGCGGCGCAAUGGCUCGAAGUCGUGCGGCCAGGUGCGGACGUGGCGGACACGUUCAAGGAGCAGCUGUUCAAAGUGCUUGUCGACUCGCGCAAACUCACUAUGACAUCUCUCACAGUCAUCGACGACAUUGACGUAGUAACCAGUAAAUAGAACUCUUACACACACA